Molecule: messenger RNA, 747 nt
Organism: Alternaria conjuncta
Lineage: Eukaryota; Fungi; Ascomycota; Dothideomycetes; Pleosporales; Pleosporaceae
Exons: 2
Coding region: 1-747 (248 amino acids)
Source: RefSeq, a predicted model, not a curated record
AUGCGAGGACGCGGCAACCAUUCGCAGGGCUUCGGCCAGCGUCAAGUGCCGACAGGACCUCGAAAAGGGGGCUACAAUGCGCCAUCUGGAGCACCUCGUGGCAGAGGUGGCUACAGUGCCAAUCCCAGUGCCAACGGGUACAACGAUGGGUCUGCCCACGACAAUGCCAGUGCCAAUGCCAAUGCCGAUAACGGGCAGUAUAGGCUGAAGCUCGACGUCAAGUACUACCUUCGGCCCCACGACUGCGUCGAUCAGCUGGAGAUACCGGCCGGCUCUGGAAUGAGCCGCAAGGACACGACCUGCCUGCAUUGGGUGCGUAGGCCCAGGCAGACUCGCCCAUCGCCACUCGAUCUGGAGGUCAUUCGACGCGACUACCCAGAGCACCGCGAGUUUGCCGAGAGCGUGCUGCCGCUUGCCGACAAAGGACACUACCAUCCGUCGCUGCAGGUGCCCAAGCGCGCACGGGAGGACGACGACGAACAACCGGAGCCGAAGCGAUCACGGACUGAUGCCGGUGGUGCCGAGAUCGAUAAGAUGAGGGCGGACAUGUAUGCUCUCCGGGCCGAGAAUGAGCGGCUCAAGACUGAGAUUGAGCAGCUCAGGGCUGAGAAUGAGAGGCUCAGGGAUGCGAGUCGUACUUCUGCUCCUUUCGUUAAGAAGGAAGAAGUCGAGGAGCAUGGUGUCGAGACUCUUAGCGAAGAGUUCGACAGACUCGUUGAAGAAGAGCUUGCUCGAAUAAGUCGGUGA